CCCUGCCGCGGCCCCGGCCCCGGCCCCGGCCCGAGCGUCUGCGCUCUUGCUUUUUCACGUGUUUCCGUGUCUGCGCUCCUCUGUCGAGCGCGCGGCGGCCGCGUGCGAGCGAGACGGCCGCGUUUGCUCGCGUGCUUCUCAGUGCGCGUGUCUGUUUGCCGUUAUGCGCGUUGCCGUGUCUGCUCCGCGAUGUCGGCCCGGUCUGACGUGCUCGUCAUAUUUUUUAUUUUUAAGUAAAUUUAAAUAUUUAUUUACUAGUUUCUUGUGCAAGUGAAAGUGUGUCAGAGUCGAAACGGUUAGUGCGUGUCUCGUGGCGCGUCCGUUCGGUCAUAGAAUAAUCAUGUCACAGAGUUUGUCGGGUUCCGGGGAGGAGAGCAACGGCGGGGCGGCGGGCGGUGCGGCGGCCGGGUCGGGGGCGGGGGCGGCGGCGGCUGGUGGUGGCACGGGCCGGCCCGAGGGCUGCGACGUGGGGCGCAUGGUGGACUCGAGCCAGGCGGACGACCGCAAGAUGAUCCGGCUGGUGCGCGAGCGGCGCCUCCUGUACGCCAGGAACAACAUGCCCGUGGCCAGCUUCCACUCGCAGGUGAAGCGCCUGUGGCAGCAGGUCGCGGAUGAGAUGGGCUGGACCGUGGCGGACGUGCGGCGCAAGUGGUCCCACAUCCGCAACUCGUACUCGCGCCACCUGCGCAACGAGAUGCACGGCGCGCGCACCGCCCGCGGCCGCACCGUCUCGCGCUGGUACCUCGCCGACGAGCUCGACUUCCUGCGCGAGCACAUGGCCACCGACACGUCAGUACCGCCGCUGCGACCGUCGUACUCGAACACGUAUGCGCCGACAUUCCUCGAGAUGGACCUGUCGGAGCAGCCGGCCGCGCAGUCCGCCGACCACGUGGACAUCAAGCCCUUCAUCCAGAACCCGUGGUUCUCGCUCAGCACGUCACACAUGAACGCGUCGCUGGAGCCUAAGACGGAGCCGUACAACCACAACGAGGACAGCGCCAGCUCCGCCUUCGAGCCGGACGAGAACUCCUCGUACUUCCAGUUCUUCCGCGGCAUCCACAACGACUAUUUGGAGUUGACGCCGAAAAGCCGAAGGCUGUUCAAGAGACAAUGUCUGAGCUUCCUUCACGGGCUGCUGGACCUGCAGGAGAAUCAGAACACUAAUAACUAUGAUCAGAGUGACGCGAUGAAUCUCUCAAAUUCGGUGAACUUGAGCGACGAGGAGCCGGAGCGCAAGGUGUGCGUGGUGAACAACGCGGACAAUUACAGUAUACUGCCCAACAACUAGUGGUGCGCACCCGGCGUGGCCCGCUACUGUACACUACGCGCAAUAGCUGAGGGUGGAUAUUUGUAAGAACAUUUAUAAAGGUUUGUUUGACAUUCCAAUUGUUGUGACGAUUAUUUUCGUUGUUUGUUCGCCAUCGCGAACAUUCUGUUCUAGUUUGCGUUCUUGAUGUCUAAGUCCACCUUACGUUUUCUUAAUUAGAAUUAGGCAAUCAUAUUUAUAGUUAAUUCUUAUUUAGAGUAAACAAAACACAAAUGACAAUCUUUGCUAUUUGUAACAGUCAUGUAAUCAUUAAAAUUAUUUAUCGAUCACCUAUGACCCUCUUUAUACUGUAUAUAUAAUAGAAUAUAAUGAUAGAGGGCUUUGAUACUUGGAUCUCUCUGCCUGCUUCGUCAGGGACACAGGGUGAAGGCAGAUAAGUAAUUGAUUUCACAACAGUUAACACGGUAUCGAUAUCAAAUAAUGCAGGGCUGAUAUUGACAUAUUAGAUACUUAUAUAAUAAUUGGACAGGAUGGGAAUAUUUAACAGCAAUAAGAAUUUUUAAAUUAUUACUUAGUACAAAAGGUCGCAAAAGAUUUUGAAGAGUAUACUCGAUUAUUUACUCGAUUUUCAAAUUAAAAUUCAUUUAGUUCCAUAUAACAAGAUCUAUUUUGUUAAUAGUAGACUUAAAAUUUCGCUAGUGAAAAAGGUUAUAAUUUAGUAAACCACGAGAGGCAUUCGGUCAGGACGGCGACAAACCAGGCCAUGGUUAUUUUGUUUUAGUCACCGUGCUGACGAAAUGCCCCAUCACAGGUACAUCGACAUCCUUAGCUAUCAUUUUAAGAAUGGUGUUGUCACUUCCGCAUACUAUUUCCUAUUGCCGCGACUUUCUUACCUAUGAUGGCAUGGAAGUCAUCAAUUCAUGCUAGUUACAGAAGGCGCUACAGAAGCGGGGAAGUCCCAACAUCAUCCUAGAAAUAUUAUUGUACAGGACACGUUUCGUUACUCGAAUUUUGUGUUCGUUUUUUUUGACAAUACCGUCAUUUCAGCGUACACUCCUUGUGUAAACUUUGUGUGACUCAUGCGCUCAUCUAUGAUAAUUAAUUAUAGAAUAAUUUUCUUUACCACACUGUUAAAAAUAUCACUUGGUUUUACGGUAAGGAAUUAUAAGGAAGUAAUAUUUAUAAUAAUAAAAUGUAGGGUAACCAAUUAGAGUGGUAAUAUUUAUUUUUAAAAUUUAAGCAAUAUAGAUAGGAACAAUAAUAAUGUACUCGGGAUGGAGAUUUAAUUUUAGUACAUAAAUCAGUUUAAAUAUUUAUCACCAGAUCGAUUGUAUUCCUAUAUAUAAAAUCUACAAUUUUCUAUAUAAAAUUCUAUAAAGCAAAGCUUAUUUAGGAUUGCUUUAGUAAUUCAGUCAAGUGGUGAAUAACUUCAUGAAACACUGGACUAAAUAGUUAGACUACUACACGACUAUACUACUGUAGUUACGAGCAUAUUUACUUAUGUUUUAUUUUAUCUAUAUAAAAAUUUGCUAACACUUCGCAUUGUUUACAACUUGUAGGUAUUUAUAAAAUUCGCCAUUUGACGUAAUUACUGAAGUGUUUCUAAACUAUUCAUAAUGAUUGUUCUGGAAAACAAUCACUGGUAUUUAUCGUUUAUAUAAUACCGAUUGUCAUAUGUCUAAAUUUGUAAAAUAUUCCUGUUGUUUGCAACGGAAGAAAUUUUGGAUACACGUUGUAAUUUCUUAACUUAAGAAAUAUGCAUCCCCUAUUUUUAAGACUGUGGGGUGAAGUUUCCGGAAAUAACUUUUUAUUGCUUGCAUACGUCUUCAAAUUCCAAAUGUCGUGUUCCCAGCUCAUGGAGUUUUGAGUCAUAUCCUCACGUAGCGUAUAAAACUAUAUCUUUUGUAAUAAUCAAUACUGAUGUAGUGAAGGCGAGUAUAAUUCACUCGGAACUUACCGAGUGAUGUAGCUAUAACUUUGAAUUUUAUAUUUAAUAAAUAUAAAAAUAUUGUUUCCUUUUUUUACGUUAUGGUGAAAAGAAAUUAAUUUAAAUAAUAUUAAGACGAAAGCCUAUCUGUUAAUAGAUAGUUUAAAUAUUUUUAAUAAUAAAUUUAUUAAUUUUGUAACAUGUUAAUUAACAGUGAUUGUGUUUAUUGGAGCUGAUGCUGAUUUUACCAGUAUGUCAUUACUUUUUAAUAUAUUCUAUGGUAUCGAUUACACAUCGAUGCAGCGAUGGAUGCUUCCAGAAUUAAAUAUUUUUACAAA
Galleria mellonella (greater wax moth) is the source of this 3532-nucleotide messenger RNA. RefSeq lists its product as uncharacterized. The coding region runs from base 341 to 1288 and encodes 315 amino acids. Gene Ontology annotation, biological process: regulation of transcription by RNA polymerase II. Lineage: Eukaryota; Metazoa; Arthropoda; Insecta; Lepidoptera; Pyralidae. The transcript has 3 exons. Gene Ontology annotation, cellular component: nucleus; transcription regulator complex. The record is from RefSeq and is a predicted model, not a curated record.